Hirsutella rhossiliensis is the source of this 3399-nucleotide messenger RNA. RefSeq names its product PHD-zinc-finger like domain-containing protein. Gene Ontology annotation, biological process: regulation of transcription by RNA polymerase II. The record is from RefSeq and is a predicted model, not a curated record. NCBI's taxonomy places the organism in Eukaryota, Fungi, Ascomycota, Sordariomycetes, Hypocreales, Ophiocordycipitaceae. Bases 1 to 3399 code for a protein of 1132 amino acids. The transcript is spliced from 6 exons.
AUGGCUCCAACGUCGCCCACGCCUCGACGAACUCCCACGGGCCGCCGUCGAGGCCGUCCUCCCGCGGCGGCGGCGGCUGCUGCUACUGCCACGACUGCGUCUCCGUCGUCAGAGCCACCUUCUAAAAGACGUCGCUAUGUGCCAGGAGGACCUGGAGGCGGCGGACGCUUCCUCGAAUCGGAAAACCCCGGCACCCCCCUCGCGGCCGGCCCUGCAACCGUAUCGAGGGCCAGGACUGCCGGACACGACCUUGUCAACGGAGAUACCCCGUCCGCCCUUCCCCGACGCGAGAGGAGCACGCGCACACGAGCCGCCGCGAGCGAAGACCUGGAGGAGAUGCGGUGGGGCUCUGCUGCCGCCAUGGCCGCCUCGGUGAAGCAGGCCGAGGACUACAAGCCUCGCGAGGAGCGGGGCUGGGAAGAGUUCCACCCCAACCUCGACAUUGAGCAGCCCUUCAUCGUCUUCACCGCCGAGGAGGUGGACGGCGCCCCGCACGUAAAGCCUGCGUCCACGGGUAACACGCCUAAUCCGCAGGACAAGCAGGACCCGAAUCCCUUUGAUGUGUCCAACGGGACCCCGUCGCGGCGCCCCCGGCGGCAGCAUCGCGACGUGGUGAGCUUCUACGGGGCUCGCUCCGUCGACUUUGCCACCACCCCAAAGACGCCCAAGAUACUACCCAUACAGAACCAGACUCCGAAAGAGCGACUCGACCUGAAGCUGCCAUCCUAUCGCAAGACGAACCGCAUCGAGCUCUUUGAGAGCAAGACGUUUGGCCAAGCGCGCUAUGUCGACAAGUCGAUGAGCAAUGCCAUUGACGGCAAUGCCGAGGACGAGGCGGACCAGUCGACGACGACUCCAAAGGCGGAUGACCACGCCCCCCACUAUAGACUUGGACGUGUCGAAUACGACAUGGACGAGCAAGACGACAUGUGGCUGGAGCAAUUCAACGCUCAGCGCAAGCAGAACGAGCUCGAGGCCAUCACCAGAGAGGUGUUUGAGAUUACCAUGACCAAGAUUGAAAAGGAGUGGCACGCCCUGGAGAAACGGAUACCCAAGCCAAACCCCAAGCCCCCCCAGACGCACCGGCCACGGUCCAGCUCCGCUGCCGCCGUCAACGGCGAGACGCAGGCGGGCGACGAGCCAGACAGCAAGUGCGCGGUGUGCGACGACGGGGACUGCGAAAACACAAACGCCAUCGUCUUUUGCGACGGCUGCAACCUGGCCGUCCACCAAGAGUGCUACGGCGUGCCCUUUAUCCCCGAAGGCCAGUGGCUGUGUCGAAAGUGCCAGCUCUGCGGCCGCGGAGUGCCUACGUGCAUCUUCUGCCCCAACACCGACGGGGCCUUCAAGCAGACCAACUCGUCCAAGUGGGCUCACCUGCUCUGCGCCAUGUGGAUUCCCGAAAUCUCGCUCGGCAACCACACCUUUAUGGAGCCCGUCAUGGAUGUGGAAAAGGUGCCCAAGACGAGGUGGAAGCUUUCUUGCUACAUUUGCCAUCAGAGGAUGGGAGCGUGCAUCCAGUGCGGAAACAAGAAUUGCUAUCAGGCCUUUCAUGUUACCUGCGCCAGGAGGGCUCGCCUCUUUCUUAAGAUGAAGACGAGCCAGGGCGCGCUCGCGGUCCUGGACGGCGGCAUGGUGCUCAAAGCGUUUUGCAAUAAGCACUGCCCCCUCGACUACGCCCAGGAGAACAAUGUUCAUCAAGCCACCCGGGUGGCCAAGAAGUUCUACAAGCGGAACAUGAGGGGCCGCAUCUGGGCGGACAACUACGCCAUUGCCAAUGUCAUUGCCGCCCAGCACCGCAAUGCCAUCACCGAGCACCCUCCAGACGAGUCCCAGAUGACAGGGGCCAAGAACUCGGCCGUGCUUGGCGACAAGAAAAAGGGCGGUCAGCCCCCCAAGAACCUGUGGAAGCUACCGUCCGGGGCCCCCAUCAUCCCGCAGGCCGUCUUUGACGUGGUCGAGGCUUCCAUCCAGCGCUUCCCCUUUAGGAAACGAAAGGAUUUCCUGAGCGAAGCGUGUCGCUACUGGACCCUGAAGCGGGAGGCGCGGCGCGGCGCUGCCUUGCUCAAGCGCUUGCAGCUCCAGAUGGAGACGUUUUCCUCCAUGGAGCUGACGAGGCGGAACUUUGCCUCGAUGGGUCCCGGCGGCAAGGCGCGGCUGGCACGACGCAUCGAGUUUGGCCAGAGCAUCAUCCGAGACCUCGAGCAACUCAGGAUGCUCUCCGAGGAGGUGGUGCAGCGCGAACAGAUGAAGGUGGACGCGGCCGAGCUCGAGCAAGACUUUGUUGACGAAUGCUACUUUCCCGUAGCGAAGCUCCUUGCGCCGGCGAUUGAGAAGGCGACAUCGCUGGACAAGAACCUCUUCGCCAAGGGCUUGGCUGGGGUGCAAACCCGCAUAGAAAAGCGGUUCUACGUGACGGCGCUUUCUUUUGCUCAGGACCUCGGGGACAUAAUUGGCGAGGGCAUUGCGACGGCGCCCAGGGUGGAGGAGGUUGCCGAGCAGCGCUUCGAAGCGGCAGACGCGGCGCCGCCCAAGAGCGCCUUCACGGACAUUCGCGAACGCCGGAAGCUGGGGAAGCGGAUCCUCAAGGCCGUGCAGCCGUAUCUCGAGACGGCAUUGCGGGUCGAGUCCGAGAUUUCGAACAAGCCGUACGAGAACCUGCAAAAGGAGUUGGAGACGCUGGUGGACGCGAGUGUCGACGCGGCGCGGGCGUCUGCCGGCGGUGAGUUGAAGCGCGAGGGCGAAGAAGAGGAAGACACCAUCAUGGUGGACGCGCCCAACUCAUCCGAGAUUACGGUCAAGAGCGCGUUCCGCGGUACAGUCACCGCCGCCGCCGAGGCCGACGCCAUGGACACGGCCGAAGAUGGCGAGGGUCAGGAUGGCGGCAACAUCGAGGUCAACACGUCUGGGCUGGGCAUCGUCAAUCAAGGCGCCUCGGAAGCGAUCGAGGUCUCGCUGCGCAAGAGCAAGAGAGGUUCGGCGAGCAACGGAGUCGACCCGUCCGAGACUCCGCCCGCGAGCCACGGGUUCCCAGCGUUGGCGCGCCCAGAGCAGCCGGGGCCGCCCACACCCCCCCAAUCCAACGGCAGCUUUGGCAAGGAGCCCGGCGACUCGCUAGCCGAGGGGGGCAUCCUCUGGUACCUCAAGACGAUGAAGCCCGUUGGCACGUCCAUCCUGAGCGAGCACUGGGCCGCGGGACGGGACGCGGUGCGGAUGCUGAGCGAAGACCUGACGGACCUGGACGACGAGGAGCUCCGGGGCCUCGGGGCCGAUGUGGACGAGGCCGUGGCAGCCGCGGCCAUGGAUACGGAGCCGACGGUGGACACUGUGGUGAGCACCAGCAAGAGCAAGGCGAGUAGCAAAGCCAGGAAGCGGCGGGCGUCGGGGAGAAGACGAUGA